GACAUUGAGUCACUGGUCCUCUCGGGCAGACUCUUCUCCGAUUCCCGCUCCUCUUCCCCAGAGCGAACACCGUCGCCAGACAACACCGACUGGCCCGAGCUCAACGACGAUGACAAUGGCUUUGACUACGAUUCUGACAAAGAGCGCUCUAAGCAGAUCGACCGCAUCCUCAGCCAGCAGCAGGCGGGCGCGAGCAACAGCGUCGGCGUGGGCGUGCCGGGGCGCACAGGUGUCAAGGGCGUCAUCCGUGACAAGCGCGAGGCGGACAGGAAUGCGCGCGACCACCAGCGUGCAGAGUUGGACGAGCUGAAUAAGAAGAUGGAGAGGGCGGCGUUGAGCGCGCGGACGUAUAGGGAGGAAGAGGAGGAGAGAAUGUGGGAGAGGCACAUGCUGGAGGGAGGAGGGAGCAACGGUGCGAUGGACUUCUUUGGCACGGGUGGAAAGACAGGCAGAUUUGGACAUUUGAGAGAGGUAGGAGUGGAGGGGUUCUUGCCGGCUAUUGAAAGCGAGGAUAGGAACACCUGGGUUGUGGUCCAUCUCUAUGCACCGUCACUAGACAGAUGCUACGCUCUGGAUGAGACGUUGGUCCAGCUCGCCCGCCGAAAUCCUGAUACGAAAUUCCUGCGCUGUAAAGCCGGAGCCCUUGGCUUCGCUUCCGCAUCCUCCUCGUCCCGUCCUGCACCUCGCCCUUCGACAUCUAUUCGGACUGCACGCAGAAUACCUGGCGGACUAUCGACUAUAGACGACGAAGACGAUCCGUUCGGGGACACGGAAGCUGACGAAGACGGCGAGGCGUACGAUGAAGACGGCGAGGUAGACGAGGACGACGAUAUUGACCUGGACAUGCUGCCCACGAUGCUCGUGUACCGGGGCGGAGACCUGGUGUACAACUGGGUGAGGGUGGACUUGGAGGCCGGUAGAGGGGCUAUCGAGGAGCUGCUAAUUAAGUGCGCUUGCAUUCUGCUAUAUUCUGGGUGCUCGCUCUACUAA
Messenger RNA from Gloeophyllum trabeum ATCC 11539, 990 nucleotides. RefSeq lists its product as uncharacterized. NCBI's taxonomy places the organism in Eukaryota, Fungi, Basidiomycota, Agaricomycetes, Gloeophyllales, Gloeophyllaceae. The transcript is spliced from 2 exons. The record is from RefSeq and is a predicted model, not a curated record. The annotation marks the transcript as partial.